This is a messenger RNA of Aspergillus calidoustus, 1584 nucleotides long. The record is from the annotation of a GenBank genome assembly. NCBI's taxonomy places the organism in Eukaryota, Fungi, Ascomycota, Eurotiomycetes, Eurotiales, Aspergillaceae.
AUGCUGCUCCCACAAGCCCUCCUCGUCUCCUCCCUCCCCUGCACCCUCGCCAACUCCCACUGGCAAUACCUCACCCGCCCCGACCUCAGCCCCCCAAUCCUCAACAUCACAAUCCCCGCCGCCCCUUCCACCUCCCCCGACUACAUCUUCCUAACCGCGACACCGGGCUUCUACCCCACAAGCACGGGCCCCACGCAACCAGGCGCCUACAUCUUCCGCUCCUCGGGCGACCUGGUCUGGUCCGGACUCGGCUAUCUACCGGGGUACGUGGCGAAUUUCGGGCCGACGGUCAUUGACGGGAAGAAUGUGCUCAAGGCCGCAACAGGGUUGUUGGAUGGAGGGCAUGGACGGAUGUUUGGGGACCAUGUGGUGCUGAAUGAGCGGUACGAGACGGUGAGGGUGUUGCGGGCCAAGGGGGAUCGGGGGAGAUUGGUUUCUGUGCAUGAGUUUGAGGUUGUUGAAGAGCGGAGCGUGCUUGUGGAGGUUCCGGUUCCUGUGCCCGUUGAUCUGGAGGAGUUUGGGGGUGGAGAGGGGCAGAGGUGGGUGACGAGCAGUGGGUUCCAGGAGAUCGAUCUCGAGACCGGGGAACUCCUCUUCGAAUGGUACAGCCUCGACAACGUCAGCCCACACGCCAGCGCCCUCGCCCUCUCCGACAAAGGCCCCUUCAACGCCUUUACCCCAUACAACUCCUGGGACUACUUCCACCUCAACAGUGCCGCCAAAGACACAGACGGCAACUACCUGAUAUCCGGCCGGAACGUUGCCGCCAUCUUCAAAAUCAACGGCACAGACGGGUCCGUCAUCUGGCAACUCGGCGGACCCCUAGGGUCCGACUUUGAGGAUAUCCCCGACGACGCAGGAUUCGCGUUCCAGCACGAUGCCCGGAUCCGGUAUCGCUCUGAGGAUGGGACCAUCGAGCGGAUUUCGCUCUUCGAUAACGAGGCGCAGGGACAGGCUUCCAAGGUGCGGUAUAUCGAGCUGGAUCAUGAGAAGAAGAGUGUCCGUGGGAUCCAGACGUUUCUCCCACCCGAUGGGCUCGUUGCGGAUUCGCAGGGGAAUGCGCAGUUCCUAGAUAACGGCAACGUCUUUGUGAAUUGGGGACAGGCGGGUGCGGUUACGGAGUUUAGUAGCGAGGGCGAGGUGCUUUUCCAUGCGUACCUUGAUUCGUUUCCGAGUCGGGAUGUGCAGAGUUAUCGUGGGUUUCGGGCUCCUUGGGUUGGGUAUUCGAGUGAGGAGCCGGCGGUUUUGGUUCUGGGCGAGAGUGGCGAUGAUACAUUGGAGGUUUAUGUUUCGUGGAAUGGGGAUACGGAGACGAGGUCCUGGUGGGUUUAUCUUGUUGAUGGGGAGGGAGUGAACAAGGGGGUUCUUGGAAAGGUGGCAAGGACCGGGUUUGAAACGGUCUUGAAAGUGGACAUUGAUUCGGAGAAUGUGGUCUCUGGCGAAGUCUUUGUUGUAGCAGAGGCUCGUGAUGAGGAGGAAAAGGUUCUGGGGAGAAGUCGCGCGACGAGGGUGAGCGAUAGGGGCCUGUACAGUGGGAACUGGAAGGAAAGUCAUGCUAAUGGCCAAGAGAGGCUGGAACUAUAG